Molecule: messenger RNA, 2178 nt
Organism: Schistosoma haematobium
Lineage: Eukaryota; Metazoa; Platyhelminthes; Trematoda; Strigeidida; Schistosomatidae
Product: Protein pih1d3, variant 2
Exons: 7
Coding region: 1222-2046 (274 amino acids)
Biological process (GO): proteasome-mediated ubiquitin-dependent protein catabolic process
Molecular function (GO): ubiquitin binding
Source: RefSeq, a predicted model, not a curated record
GACGUAAGUUCACUAAUGAAUUAACUACCACAUUAUUCGUACCACUUUUUCUCUUCAAAUUAUACAAACGUAGUCAUGACAAUGACGCGUCAAGGUUGCGAGCGUGAACCAAAGUUUCGAGAUUUAAAACACACUGAAGGAAAAGUCAUAUUAUCCUGUCCAAGCACAUCUAAUGGAUCCCCAUCUUGUGGUUUAUCAUAUUCUGCAGAUAAUCUUUGUGAUGAAAUCACUUCAGAAAUAUCUGUUCGAAAAUUCAUCAAUGGUCUAAAGAAAAUGGAGAACGAUGAAAGCGAAUUAAAUUUUAAAACUGUGCUGAGUCAACGAAGGCCUACUUUAACUAACGAUCCAACACUACUGUCCUCACUUCUGAAAAAGAAUGAGGCUUUGUUAAAGGAAAAUACCGAAAAUCAGUGAUUGAAAGACAAACUUUACAAAUCGAACUACUGGAAAGUAAACUCAAAAUACUCCAUGCUGACGAGAGAAAAAAUAAUAUUGAAGAAACCGAUCAGAAAACUAUAGAAAGACUGCAGAAAUAUUGCGAAGAGUUACAAGGACAAAUUCUUGAAAUGAAGGAAUUUUUUCAUGACCAUGGUCUCAUGUGGAUAGGAAGACAAUCAACUGGCCAUGUAAUCAGUACAAGAAAUGAAACUGGUCUAAAAUUCAACGAAACAACCUUCAGUCGCUUAGUUCAACAGAUUUAUUUAUUAAAUGAUUGGAACAACGACGCGCACAAUGAGAAAAAGUUUAUUUCAGAAUCCAAUUCACCUAAUAUAGUUUGCCUACAAAAUCAAUCACCGAUUCCACUAACUCUGUAUGCAGAUGGAUUAUGCUUUAAUUCUGGACCAUUUCGUCCUUAUAAAAAUCAUGAUACGCUACAAUUCGUCCAAAUAUCACUGUAUCUGAGUAAAAGUAAAUCGUUCAUGGAAGACUAUCUGACUAUCUGACUUACCUUAUUAAAUGGUCUAAAACUCUCAAACAACUGGAAUCUAUAACAAUGAAAAAUUCCGAGAAAAAAAUAACUUCUCUUUUAUAAAAACAUUUCGAACCAAAUUCCUGAGUGAUUUACAUAUAAAAAGUUAUAACUCUAUAAACUUCAACAAUAAAUCAAUUAAGUUGGUUGUUAACUUGGAUAUACUGGACGGUUACUUUCCAUCAGAAUUACAAUCUUCUUAUCCAAAUGGGGUUCAAUUCAAACUAAUCGAUAAACACACAACUCAUUUUAUGUUAUUAAAAAAACCAACAUCAUUUUCAGCCUGUGGUUAUAAACUCGGGAGUUCUUUAACAAAUGAACAAGAUGUAGGUCAGGAAGUUUCCUUCAGUAAUGAGAAACACACACCAAACAAUGAUAAAAACGAAGAAUUCAGUAUUGAACAAAUUGAAAAUCAAAUGAAAGCAGAAUGUAAUGCCUCAUCCAAUAAACUAACUUCAAACACAUUAAGUACUAAUGGGCGAAAUAAAUCUUUAACUUUUGAUGAAUUGCUAAAACGUUUACCGGAGUAUAAAUUAACAAAAUCUGGUCAGCUGUUAAAUAUUAGAAAAGACAUAAAAAGUGAAUUUGGUGAACAAAUUAAUGUUCCGUCAACUAGAAUAAUUAAAACUGAUUACAUAUUUAAAAAUAACACAAUAGACAAGAAUCAAUUAAAAUCAGAACUUAUAACAUUAAGGAUUUAUUCGGAAAAUGGUUUGCAAAUUUACAAUGUUGAAAUGCAUCCAGAAGAUACAAUAGGAGAGUUAUAUGCAACGUUAGAUCAUGCUAGAUCGAAAACAUUAUCAAAAACCAAUAGAAAUUAUCGUCUUGUAGCUAUGUCUUUACUAAACACUAUUGAAAAUCCCAAUGAACUAUGCAAUCACCAAAUGUUAGUUGAUCUUUCUGCAACAUUGGUUGCGUGUGGCAUAGUAGAUCGUACGACGCUUCGUAUGGAACUAAUUCCACAAGAAUUGACGAAAAAUCAAUUACAGUUUGAUGUUAAUAAUGCUUUGUCAGCUAAACGGCUAAACUUAUGGAGUCAAAACGAAUCAAUAACACCAAAUGGUACAUUGAAAUAACCUCUUUAAUGAAUUGCUAAAACCAUCAGAACUGGGUUGAAUAUUUGGAUAUUUGUCACAACUUUUACAACUAGAGAAGGCACAAAUAUUUAGUAUAACAGUUUUAUGUUGAAUAAAAUAAUCGUAUCAGAA